This is a messenger RNA of Elgaria multicarinata webbii, 2076 nucleotides long. RefSeq names its product vomeronasal type-2 receptor 26-like. Lineage: Eukaryota; Metazoa; Chordata; Lepidosauria; Squamata; Anguidae. Gene Ontology annotation, molecular function: G protein-coupled receptor activity. The record is from RefSeq and is a predicted model, not a curated record. Gene Ontology annotation, biological process: G protein-coupled receptor signaling pathway. The transcript is spliced from 4 exons. Gene Ontology annotation, cellular component: plasma membrane. The coding region runs from base 1 to 2076 and encodes 691 amino acids.
AUGGUCCCCAAUGAGGAUACUCAAUACUUGGGCAUCAUCCAGUUACUUCUUCAUUUUGGAUGGAAAUGGAUAGGACUCAUCACAUUGGAUAAUGAAGGUGGAGAGCGUUUCUUGCAGAUGUUGGAGCCGAUGCUUUCACAGAAUGGAAUCUGUUCUGCAUUCACAGAAAUCGUUCCAAAAAACAUCAAUUUCCUUAGCAUGGGUGAGAUCAUCGAUCUCUAUCUUAAUGAUAUUCCUGUUUUCAUGAAUAGCAAAGCCAAUGUAGUUGUCAUUUAUGGAGAAAAUAGAUCCCUUGCACGGCUGGUGGGUAUUCUCAUUGUUAGAAUACUCAUUGCUCCAACGGAUGCUGAAUUUGAGGAGAUGACAAUUGCACGAAAAGUGUGGAUUAUGACAGCUCAAAUUGAUAUUGCAUUAUUUACAUUUCAAAAAAUGUUUCACAUGGAGGUACUCCAUGGUGCUAUCUCUUUCACAAUUCAAUCCAAGCAGGUUCUGGGCUUCCAAGAAUUUCUUCAAACAAUCCACCCAUCUGGGGCAAACAGGGAUGGCUUUAUUAAGGAUUUCUGGGAGGAAGCAUUUGAUUGUUCCAUUCCAAAUGCCCAUGGAUCAAAUAAAUUGAGGCAAUCCUGUACUGGAGAGGAGAGGCUAGAGAGCCUUACUGCCCCUUUCUUUGAAAUGAGCAUGACUGGCCACAGCUACGGUAUCUAUAAUGCUGUCUAUGCUCUGGCACAUGCUUUUCAUGGCAUGUACUCAUCUAGAACCAAUCAUAGAGCAAUGGAAGAUGAGAAACGUUUUGUCCUUCAUCAUGUAAAACCUUGGCAGCUCCACUCUUUGAUUCAGAGGAUCUCAUUCAACAAUAAUGCAGAAGAUGAAGUUAAGUUCAAUGAAUAUGGGGAAUUAGCCGGUGGCUUUGAUAUUACAAACUUGGUGACUUUCCCAAAUAACUCCUAUGUCAGAGUCAAAGUGGGAAGACUGGAUCUACAGGCUCCUAAUGGCAAGAAGUUCACCAUUACUGCUGAGACAAUCCAGUGGAAUAAACAGUUCAUUCAGGUGCCUCCCUUCUCUUUGUGUAAUGACAAGUGUCGCCCUGGCUACAGCAAGAAAAAGAAGGAGGGGGAGAAGUUUUGUUGCUACGAUUGUGCUUCUUGUCCAGAAGGGAAGAUCACAAACCAGAUGGAUAUGGAUGAAUGUAUCAACUGCCCAAAACACCAAUAUCCGAACAAAGGCAAAAAUAACUGUGUUCACAAAGUUAAAAGCUUUCUUUCUUUUGAAGAACCUUUGGGAAUCACUUUAGCUUCUUUGGCUCUUUUCUUUUCUCUGGUCACAAUUCUGGUGCUUGCAGUAUUCAUUAAGCAACGGGACACUCCCAUUGUCAAAGCCAACAAUGAAAGCCUUACGUAUCUUCUCCUCAUGUCUCUUCUUCUUUGCUUCCUCUGCUCCUUGCUCUUUAUUGGACAGCCAAACAGGAUUUCCUGUCUCCUUCGACAAACAGCUUUUGGCAUCAUAUUCUCUAUUGCUGUUUCUUCAGUUUUAGCCAAAACUAUUGUUGUGGUUGUAGCUUUCAUGGCCUCCAAGCCAGGGAAUAUUUUUAGGAAAUGGUUGGGGAAAAGAUUGGCACAUUCUAUUGUCAUUUCCUGUUCUCUUGCUCAAGUAGUCAUUUGUUCUGCUUGGCUGGCUAGUUCUCCCCCAUUCCCAAAUUUGGACACAAACUCAGUGUUUGGAGAAAUCAAUGUGGAAUGUAAUGAAGGUUCAGUCACCAUGUUCUAUUGUGUUUUGGGCUAUAUGGGAUUCUUGGCCAUUCUUAGCUUCACCGUGGCUUUCCUAGCAAGGAAGUUACCUGACAGUUUCAAUGAAGCCAAGUUUAUCACCUUCAGCAUGUUAGUCUUUUGCAGUGUUUGGCUGUCCUUUGUGCCAACUUACCUAAGCACAAGGGGGAAAUACAUGGUAGCUGUGGAGAUCUUCUCCAUUUUGUUUUCCAGUACUGGGUUAUUGGGCUGCAUCUUUACCCCAAAAUGCUAUAUUAUUUUGGUGAGACCUGAUUUGAACAACAGAGAGCAGCUAAUAAGACACAAGCAUUAG